Messenger RNA from Crotalus tigris (Tiger rattlesnake), 405 nucleotides. RefSeq names its product hes family bHLH transcription factor 7 (gene HES7). Gene Ontology annotation, cellular component: nucleus. The coding region runs from base 1 to 405 and encodes 134 amino acids. Lineage: Eukaryota; Metazoa; Chordata; Lepidosauria; Squamata; Viperidae. The record is from RefSeq and is a predicted model, not a curated record. The transcript is spliced from 5 exons. Gene Ontology annotation, biological process: regulation of neurogenesis; regulation of transcription by RNA polymerase II; anterior/posterior pattern specification. Gene Ontology annotation, molecular function: RNA polymerase II cis-regulatory region sequence-specific DNA binding; DNA-binding transcription factor activity, RNA polymerase II-specific; protein dimerization activity.
AUGCUGGCCACCGAGAGCUCGCCGCCCGGAGGGGCGAGAAAGAUGCUGAAACCCUUGGUGGAGAAACGGCGCCGGGACCGGAUCAAUAAGAAUCUGGAGGAAUUGCGCCUACUUCUCCUGCAGAAAACCCACUGCCAGACCCUGAAGAACCCCAAAGUGGAGAAGGCGGAGAUCCUGGAGCUCGCCGUGAGAUACCUGCAGGAGAGGCAGAAGGCAGCAGAAGCCCAGGGUGCGAAUCCUUCUGAAGAUGGCGGUCUGCAGACCUGCUACGCCACGGGCUUCCGGGCGUGUUUCGGACACCUGGCCUCCUUCGUCCGACGAAGCCCCCUGCCCGUCCAGAGGCACCUGUGGGAGACGCUGGGCCUGUAUCUCGCCUCCACGUCGGAACCGAAAAUGACUUUUUAA